UCCUUUCAUUUCGAUCGCGUCUUUGGACCAGAGGUCUCGCAGCAGGAGUUGUUUGACGAGGUUGCAUCUGGUAUCUUGUCCGAGGUGCUGAUGGGAUAUAAUUGUACCAUAUUUGCUUAUGGCCAGACUGGAACAGGAAAAACGCAUACCAUGGAGGGCGAUCUUGCUGUUCAAGGAAGUCCAGAUGCUGGGAUUAUUCCUCGCACUCUCUACAGUUUGUUUGAUACACUUGAAAGAGAAACUGCUGAAUACUCUGUUCGUGUUUCGUUUAUUGAACUGUACAAUGAGGAAAUCAAUGAUCUGCUAUCACCAGAGGAUGACAAUAGGAAACUUAAAAUAUUUGAUGAUCGAAAAGGAUCCACUUUAAUUCAAGGAUUGGAAGAAAUUCUUGUUAAAAAUGCUGCGGAUGUCAUUUCUAUUUUGCAAACUGGAUCAAACAGGCGUCAAAAGGCUGCGACAAAGCUAAACCACGUAUCAAGCCGUUCGCAUGGUAUUUUCUCCAUUACAGUCCAUACAAAAGAAUGCACGCCAGAUGGUGAAGAGCUACUCAAGGUUGGCAAACUUAAUUUGGUAGAUCUUGCAGGCUCUGAAAAUAUUGGACGGUCUGGUGCCGAAAAUAAACGUGCAAAGGAAGCUGGCAUGAUUAAUCAGGCAAUAUUGAUUUUGCUUAUUGAAGUAAUUGGCGCUCUUGUCGAGCAUAACUCGCAUAUUCCUUAUCGGGAAAGCAAACUGACUAGAAUUUUGCAAGAUUCUUUAGGUGGUCGUACAAAAACAUGUAUCAUUGCUGCUGUUUCUCCAGCCAAAUGCAACAUAGAGGAGUCGCACUCUACAUUAGACUAUGCCCACCGAGCAAAAAACAUUCGAAACAAGCCAGAGAUCAAUCAGCGCAUGACAAAAAAAGCUCUUCUUCGUGAGUAUAUCACAGAAAUUGAACGUCUUAAAUCGGAUCUCACUGUAAGUUUAUUUUGA
This is a messenger RNA of Batrachochytrium dendrobatidis JAM81, 969 nucleotides long. RefSeq lists its product as uncharacterized. Gene Ontology annotation, molecular function: plus-end-directed microtubule motor activity; ATP binding; microtubule binding. The annotation marks the transcript as partial. Lineage: Eukaryota; Fungi; Chytridiomycota; Chytridiomycetes; Rhizophydiales. Gene Ontology annotation, cellular component: spindle microtubule; mitotic spindle; nucleus. The record is from RefSeq and is a predicted model, not a curated record. Gene Ontology annotation, biological process: mitotic spindle assembly; microtubule-based movement; spindle elongation. The transcript has 8 exons.